Messenger RNA from Homo sapiens (human), 1097 nucleotides. It is a transcript of the gene POLE4, whose product is annotated as DNA polymerase epsilon 4, accessory subunit. Gene Ontology annotation, biological process: DNA biosynthetic process. Bases 38 to 391 code for a protein of 117 amino acids. Gene Ontology annotation, molecular function: protein heterodimerization activity. The record is from RefSeq and is marked validated. NCBI's taxonomy places the organism in Eukaryota, Metazoa, Chordata, Mammalia, Primates, Hominidae. Gene Ontology annotation, cellular component: nucleus. The transcript is spliced from 4 exons.
ACAGUCGGCGGCCGCGCGCAGCACGCUCAAGGCCGGGAUGGCGGCGGCGGCGGCGGCAGGAAGCGGGACGCCCCGAGAGGAGGAGGGACCUGCUGGGGAGGCAGCGGCCUCGCAGCCCCAGGCCCCAACGAGUGUGCCUGGGGCUCGUCUCUCGAGGUUGCCUCUGGCGCGAGUGAAGGCCUUGGUGAAGGCAGAUCCCGACGUGACGCUAGCGGGACAGGAAGCCAUCUUCAUUCUGGCACGAGCCGCGGAACUGUUUGUGGAGACCAUUGCAAAAGAUGCCUACUGUUGCGCUCAGCAGGGAAAAAGGAAAACCCUUCAGAGGAGAGACUUGGAUAAUGCAAUAGAAGCUGUGGAUGAAUUUGCUUUUCUGGAAGGUACUUUAGAUUGAUUGCCGAGCGGGGCAGUUUUGUGAGCCUUCAUCUGAAGCCUUCAGUUCACCCCUCUGCACAGGCCUCAGCUUUGAAGAACGGAGUCUUUGCACUUACACACACUCUUCCUGUUCUGCCUUCACCUAUGCCGGGAUAAGCAGAGAUCUCAUCAAUUAGCUCUUCUCUGCAAGGUCUUCCACUAUUUCUGUCUGUCUUCCAUAUCAAGCCUGGAUGCAGCUGCUGCUGCUUAGAGCAGAGAUGAAGAAAGUGUUCUGCAUAAGUGGCUUCCUGAAUGAUGAGGACCAGAAUAAAGGUUUUUGAUCAACCUCAGUCCAGUGUGUUUUAUAAUCUCGCCUUUGUUCCUACCCUGUGACUGGAGAGUCACCAUACCUGGUCACAGACCUUCCUGAUCUUCCCUGCCAGCCAUUCUAACAUACAGUCCUUUCAUUAAUUUUGUUCUUUUAUUUUUCCAGCACAUCACCAGAAAGUGGUUCCAGAAUUUAUGGAACACCACUUGCCCUCAGGAGUUCAAAUAAAUAUGGUCCUAGAUUGAAAGCCAGUUAAAUUUUUUUUAAGUUUUAUUUAUUGACAUAUCCACAUACUCUAUAUUUCACCAAUUUAAAGUGUACAAUUCAGUGGUAUUUAGUAUAUUCACAAAUAUGUACACCAGUCAUCACAGUCGAUUUUAGAACAUUUUAUUUAUUUAUUUAUUAUUAUUAUACUUUA